Molecule: messenger RNA, 14075 nt
Organism: Amphiprion ocellaris (clown anemonefish)
Lineage: Eukaryota; Metazoa; Chordata; Actinopteri; Pomacentridae
Exons: 8
Coding region: 7089-8897 (602 amino acids)
Source: RefSeq, a predicted model, not a curated record
AGCAUAAAAAGGGACACACGCAGCACUGAGGAGAAUGAAUGACCUCGUUCAAACAAAGUGACUGUGAGCGUGAGGAUCUGCGGCAAACUGUGCAGGACUGCUUCAUCUACAAAAAUCCGGGUAGCAGCCGACCAAUCACAUUGGAUGAAGCUUUUCCUUACAGCCAGACGACAUCACUUUGCGUUCUGUGAGCAGCCCUCUGCAGCAGACGGUGGCCAGUAUCCUGCUUUUCAGCUGGGAGGGACGACCAUCCAAUUACAUCUUCUUCCCCUCUUAAGUCCAUUAAUCACCUCAUUACAAAGGCCUCUCUUCCCUUAAAGGAGAGUUUUGUCCUGCUAUCACACUUUAUCACAUUAGUGCUUAAUUAAGAAUUAUGUCCUAGCAUCUUGGUUUUAAUUAUGUGAAUGCCUGGCUCCAUUUGUUAAGUAACUAUGUGGUGACAUGCAGCAGCAGCAACCACUGCAGGAAAGACACGGAGGGAAAACCGGCUGUGGCCUUUUGCUGAAGUAAUGAAUUUAGUUUUAAUGAUGAAGGAACACAGGGCAGAGCCUCCAGGCAAUUGCAGCUUAUUUGGUAGAGUGAACACAGAUACCCUCAAAAGUAAAAGGCAGCUGUGAAAUAUGUCACCUUAUAGGGCCAAAGUUGAAUAUAGACCCACAGGAAAGCGUUGUGAAUGCACUGACAUCAACAACUGUAAUUCUAUCAGUACUAUAAAAGGAUUGUUGCGAAGAGGAUGUUCGCCACUGCCUCUUUGUCUUCACAACGCCGUGUUUGUUUUGAAGAGAGAGGAUAAGAGCUUCUACUCACAGAGGAGCUGAUGAAGCUUCUGCGUCUUUGUUCAGAAGGUUUAGUUCUUUGACUCCUCCUGCUGAAAUCUGCUCCCCAUGCAGCACAUUGCAUAAACAUUUACUGGGGGUUGAUGUGGCAGACAAUGCAGCAGCAAAUAGCAUGACAAAUAACUUUCCAUUCAACUUUUACAGUACUUACGCAGUGUGGCCCAGCAAGAGCCGUUCUCUCUUUUGAAUAGUUCCCCUGUGUCCCUUUGCGAAUAAUGCAAAACUUUCACAGUUAGACCAACAUUAAAACUUAUAAAAAUGCAAAUGAAAGAAAAUGAGUAAAAGUACAGAUGACAAUCUAUAAAUCCACAGUGACUAUAAAAGGCAUUCACAAAGCUUAAUAAUUUUCCCUUUGUGUUGCUUUUCAGUGUUUUGUCAUGGUCAGUAUAAUUUGUUUUGUUGUACAAGAAUUUACAAAAAAAAAUUUAAAAGACUCUUUCAUCUCAAAGUGAAAACAGAAUUCUACAGUAACGCCAGUUUAUUAAAAACACAAAAUGUGAAUUAUUCACCCCACUUUAAAGUGACUCAGAUCAUCUGAGUGCAGUGAAUGUGUCUCAAGAAUGUAACUUAAAGACACCUGUAUCUGGAAGGUGCAUUCACUGGUGAAUCAGCGGUCCUGGCUAUGACUACAACAUGAAGACAAAACAACACUUCCAGCAACUCUGUGAAAAGGUUCUUGAAAAGCAAAAGUCAGGGGAUGGAUACAAGAAAAUUUCCAAAUCACUGAAUAUUCUUUGAAGUGCUGUUAAGUUGAUCAUAAUGAAGUGGAAGAAAAAUGGCACAUGCAGAAAUCUUUCUAGAGAAGGUAAUCGUCAAACACUUAAUGACCAUUCAAUAAAGGCACUUGUAAGGGAGGCCACCAAGACACCUAUGACUCCUCUGAAGGAGAUACAAGCUUCAGUGAGUGAAAUGGGAAAGCCUCCAUACAAAAAUAGUUGCCUUUCCUCACCUGUGAGAAAGAAAAACUGGAAGAAGACUGUUUGGUCUGAUUAAGCAUUACACACCAUCACAAACACACCAUUCCUAAUGUGAAGCAUGGUGGUGGCAGCAUCAUAAUGCUUCUUGGCAGCAAGGCCUGAAAGGCUUGUAAAGGUGGAGGGUAAAAUGAAUUCAACAAAGUAUAGGGAAAUCCUCGAGGACAACCUGAUGCCAUCUGUAAGAAAACUGUGACUUGAGAGAGGAUUUGUCUUCCAGCAAGACAAUGACCUGAAGCAAACAGCCAAAACUACACAGAAAUGAUUUAUAGACAACAAGGUGAAGUGGCCAAGUCAGAGCUCAGAUCUGAACAGACAAAAAGAGGUGUUCACCUACGAUCCCUGUGCUACCUGGCAGAGCUUGAGCAGUUUUUCAAAGAAGAGAGGUGUAAAAUUGCAGUGUCCAGAUGUGGAAGGCUGAUUGAAACCUAUCCACACAGGCUCAAUGCUGUAAUUUCAGCUUAAGGUGCAUCUACCAAAUACUGAUUUGAAGGCCCUAAAUAUUAUCACAUUUGUAUUUAUAUGACAUUACUUCAUGUUACUUUAUUUAUAUGAAAUGUGUUUUCACUUUGAAAAGAAAGAAUUUUUAGGGGAAAAAAAGCUGUCUCUAGACCUCUAAAAUACUGAGCGCUAAUUUUGACAUACAUUUUUGGUCUUCUUCCAUGGCACCAACUAGCACAAACAGAAAAAACAACCAAAUUGGAAUGGGGCGUUGAAAAUAGGCUUUUCUUAAUUUUAACAUUCUUAUUCUUAUAGAUCGGAAUAAUGAUAAAUGAGGUACAGGAGAACAUGAGAACAUCUGUGCCAAGAGAUAUCAAACUACUGAGAACAAUGUUCAAACUUGGUACCGAAUGCUUGGUCAGAUCUUCAUUUAUUCUUUUCUCAGUUUUUAUUCAUGAAGGAGUUUUUUUCAUCUAUUUUUUUAGUAUUUUUAUGUAUGUUAUGUUGCUGUGUGGUUUGUGUUCGAGGUAGUAGUUGGUGAUGAUCUUGAUAAAGAAUUGUUUUGGUUAAUGUUGAAACUCUUGUAUUAAAAUUUCAUGCACUACACAACCGUACUGUGAUGGAGCAGUUUUAUCCUUUUUAACACAAUAUCUCAAUUAUUAACCAGUCUGACCAAACAAGGUUGGUGACGCAUUUAACACAAGUUGCUAUUGUAUGCAGAUUUUUCAUUCUUAAUUAGCUGUUGAACAAAACGCAAAAUUUAAUUUAUGUUGCUUUGGUAACAACUGUGCUUUGCUAUAUUUAGCAUUUUUGAUUCAAUAUUAAAAUCCAUAUGUUAUGUCUCUAAAUUAAAGCGCUAAUGAUUCAUUGAUUAAACACUUCACAUGGUAGAUUGGAGCUGACACAUGAGCUUUACCUCAGGGUUAAUGUCAGAGCUGGUAAUUGCCGGAGGCUCGCAGAAAUAAUUGGUUAUUGUAGAAGGAUUUUUUUUUCUCUGAUGUGUCGUUUAUAUUGAAUGUUUCAGUGUUGGUGUCUUUGAAUUCUCAUGCCAGAAAGUGGAACUGUGGCUAAUGGCUGUCUAUUUUCAAAACUGUGGCUCUAAGGAGGACUGUCAUCUGAAAAGUUCUAGGAAUCUAAUUCAAAAAGUGUAUGAUGUGUGACAGUCCUCCAUUUCCAAAAAGCAAUGCUUACAGUCUCUUGAAGUUCCAUCAGAUAAAAGAAUAAUGAUGCCUGCUGGGCUUGCUCACUGUACAUAAACUGACCAACUAUUCGUCAACUUUUAGGAUUCCUAACUGGAAGCAAGUCAACAAAAAACUUGUUUGGUUUAGAGCCUUAGAUGAAUCCAGAAGGAGCUCCUCACACAUAGAGUGUGAAGCGACUGCAGCAGCAGAGAGGAGAAAGUGUUUUUGUUGCUUUCAAUUAGCAGGAAAAACAAACGCCUCCUCGGUGAAGGGGGCGGAGGUUCGGGUGUUGGAUGUGAUAAUGAUCCGGGGGUUGACGUGGGAGGAGAAGGGGGAGGACAUGCCUUUGAGGACAUGUCAGCGCAGCAGGCGGCGCUUUCUCCCAGGGUGCACUUCAGAUGUUUAAGGUGGGACAGCCAAUCAGAUAUGAUGAAGGUUGACAUCUCCAUUUUCAGUUUCCCCACCACCGGCUCAUCAUCUGUUGUAUCGGUGCUGCAGAUGUAGCGCUAUGAACAGAUUGAUGAUCAGGGCAGCACUGAUAACAGCUGGAGUCAAAUUGUAAAUUGAUUCACGUGUGGAUGAUUCUUUCUGCGAAGUGACGCCUGUGCUUUCAAAAUGAUGGAUUUGGUCCCAUUUUGGUCCGUGUAUGGAUCUGGUAAUUGGAUUUUCCGUUCUGAAACGGGUAUUGGAAAAACAAAAAAGAAGUGGUUAUUUGAUUUUUGUUUUAAAAUACAAAAAUUAAAAUUGAAAUACAAGGCGUUUUUCCUUUUCAUGAUCAAAAAGGGAAAUACGAAAUUUCAAAAAUGCUUUGAUUUUCAUUUUAUAUUUAGAAUAACAAGAAAAUGAAAUCAGUAAGAGACAGAAACGAAAAAAGGUCCGUUUUUUCCCAUUUUCUGAGACCGGAAGUGGUCAUCAGCAAGUGUCGAGCCAAACGACAACAAGAUUAUCAGAGGGCGGAGCCAGAGAGCAGUGACUAGUCAGACCUCAGACAAUAUGGAAGACAGCGCGCUAGCGGAUCUAGUCUAUGUAUAUCUACGGUCGGCACGUCUGGUAGCAUCUCUGGCUGCUGUUGACCUUGUUUUUGGAGUAAAACACGGUGGAAGCUGAAUUAGUGAGGAUGACUCCUGCUCCUGUCAUCUCUAAGCUCCUCACACAUCUUUACCUGCACAUGAGGAAAAUCACUCCUGUAGAAUGCAGUGGUUCAUCAGAACCUCUGGGGAUGUCCUGUGGAUUCUGUGGAUCCUGUGGGUUGCAGGGUGGGUCCUACCUAGACCAGGCUGAUCCUGGACCAUUCCACAGAUGCUCCAUCAGAUCUGGAUGUGGGGAGUGUGGAACCCAGGUGAACAGCUUAGCUCUGUCGUGUUACUCAGACCACUCCUGAGUAGUUUUAGUUUGUCCUGCUGAGGGUGGCAGCUGGCAUCAAGGACUGCUGUUGCCAUGGAGACUAGGGGAUUGUUUGUCCAUCAGUGUUUAGGUGGUGGUACAUGUCAGACAUCCACAUGAAUGUCAAGGUUUCCCAGCAGAACGUUGCAUUAGAACAAGAUGAUGAAUGUUGUUCUCUUCAGCUGUCAGUGGUCAGAAUGUUGUGGCUGAUUGGUGGAUCUGUCUGCCUUUACUCUGACAUCCAGAGUUAUACAAAAGUGUAGUAUGUGUGCAGUGCAGAAGAGAUUUGCUUUAUUGUAUGCAUUUUUUUUUUUUUUUUAAGGGAGAACAUUUUUUUUAAUCCACCUGAAGAAGACCUAAUCUUUCCCUUCAAAGGAUAGUUAAUUGUUACUACGGCUUCCAUAGUGGUCCCAUUGGAGAAAAUCAUAUCCAUAUACAGAUUUUUAUUAAUUCCAGGGCUGGUUCAGUACAGAUUAUAAUAAUAACUACAUCAGAUAAUUCUUGGUUGCAGUUGGAAUUUUGCAGCCUGAAAGAUGGUUGAGAAGGUUUGCAGUUGUUGUUUUAGCAAUAUGUUAUAAUAGAAGAUCUUUAUUGUCAUUGUACAUGAAGUUAUCUGCAAACCAGCAAAGUGCAUCAGUCUGAGGUUGUUAAUUUGGUUGUUAAUUUACCAGAGGAUGCUUCCUGCUGACGUCUGACAUUACGGUGAACGUAUUGCGUCACUUCCUGUUGUAGCGAUGUGUUGUGUUCUGUGACUGUUGUAGCUUAUCCACUCCAUGUAAUUUGAUAUUCAUUUAAUCUUUGUGUAACGGUAAUAUUUGAAUCGAAACAUACACUCGUUUUCUUCAAGCACCUUCUCAGUACUUAAUUCUAAGUUAAUCUGUUAUCUCUGUCCGCUAGCCUAGCACUUAGCAGUUAGCAUGGCUUCUCCCUCUUCCUCUCCUUCUCUUUCCUGCUCAGUGUGUCACAUUUGUAGUUACUCCUCUGCCUCCUUUAGUGAUAACGAUACCUGUAAUAAAUGCAGUCUCUUUGUAGCUUUGGAGGCGAGGCUCUCUGAAUUGGAAGCGCGGCUCCGCACCAUGGAAAACACCCCACUAGCUGUUAGCCAGGCCCCCUUAGCCGGUGCGGACCGCAGUAGUAUAGCUGCUAGUGUAGCUUCUGCUAGCCGUCCCCUAGCAGCUCCCGAGCAGCCGGGAAGUCAGGGUAGCUGGGUGACAGUUCGUAGGAAACGUAGUCCUAAACUCAAGCCCGCUGUCCCGGCACACCACAAACCACUUCACGUUUCUAAUCGUUUUUCCCCACUCAACGACACACCCGCUGAGAAACGAACUCUGAUCAUUGGCAGCUCCAUAGUCAGAAACGUGAAGCUAGCGACACCAGCGACCAUAGUAAAAUGCCUCCCAGGGGCCAGAGCGGGCGACAUAGAAGCAAAUUUGAAACUGCUGGCUAAAGAUAAUCGUAAAUAUAGUAAGAUUGUUAUUCAUGUCGGCGGUUACACCCGGUUACGCCAAUCGGAGGUCACCAAAAUUAGUGUGGCAUCGGUGUGUAGCUUUGCCAAAACCAUGUCGGACUCCGUAGUUUUCUCUGGACCCCUGCCUGAUCUGACCAGCGACGAUAUGCUUGGCCGUAUGGCAUCGUUUCGCCGCUGGUCGUCUACGUGGUGUACUGCAAACGACGUUGGCUUUAUAGACAAUUGGAGCGCUUUCUGGGGAAAACCUGAUCUGAUUAGGAGAGACGGCAUCCAUCCCACUUUGGCUGGUGCAGCUCUCAUUUCUAGAAAUAUGGCUGAUUUUAUUAGAACUCCUAAAGCAUGACAACCCAGAGUUCAGACCAGGAUGCAGAGUUGUAGUCUUCCACACCUCUCUGCAGUUUCCUCUCAGCUGUCACCCUCCAGUAAUUCAGUUAGCUUUAUUGAGACUGUGUCAUUCCCCCGACCACCAAAAUUCAAUAAAUUAAACAAUUCAAAAAUAAACAAAAGACAUAGUAACCAUAAAAAUCUAAUUAAAAUUAAUACCACUAUUUCAACUGAGCGAAGAAACAGGACAAUUAAAUGUGGUCUGUUAAAUAUUAGAUCUCUCUCGUCUAAAUCUUUGUUAGUAAAUGAUUUGAUAACUGAUAACCAGAUUGAUUUGUUCUGUUUGACUGAAACCUGGUUGUAGCAGGAAGAAUAUGUUAGUCUAAAUGAAUCAACUCCCACUAGUCAUACUAACUGUCAUGUUUCUCGAAUCACAGGCCGAGGAGGAGGAGUGGCAGCAAUCUACCACUCUAGCUUAAAAAUGAACCAGAGACCUAAACCUAGUUACAGUUCAUUUGAAAAUCUUAAUCUCAGUCUCUCUCAUCCAGAUUUAAAAGCUCAGAAACCAGUUUUAUUUGUUGUUGUAUGUCGUCCUCCUGCUCCUUACUCUGAGUUUUUAUCUCAAUUCUCAGACUUCUUAUCUGAUUUAGUGCUCAGCUCAGAUAAAGUGAUUAUUGUGGGCGACUUUAACAUUCAUGUUGACGUGGACAGUGACAGCCUUACGACUGCUUUUAAUUCAAUAUUAGACUCAAUUGGGUUUUCUCAACAUGUACAUAAACCAACUCAUAGUUUUAAUCAUACCCUUGACCUCGUUCUGACUUAUGGCAUAGAAAUCAAACAGUUAACAGUAUUUCCCCGGAACCCUCUUCUUUUUGACCAUUUUAUGAUAACAUUUAAAGUUACAACAAUAGGUUGUAUAGGAGUUAAGAAUAAACAUCGUUACAGUAGAUGUCAUUCUGACAAUUUGGUGACUAAAUUUAAGGAACUAAUACCCUCUCUAUUUAGUUCAGCACCACUUACUGAUAUAAUGGAAGGGAAAUAUUAUAAUUUUACCCCCACAGAAGUGGAUUAUAUUGUUAAUAAUGCUGCAGCCUCAGUGCGUACAACACUUGAUAGUGUUGCACCUGUAAAAAAGAAAGUUAUAUCUCAGAGAGGACCUGCUCCUUGGUAUAAUUCCCAGCUGCAGAAUUUAAAGCAGGCGUCCCGAAAGCUGGAAAGGAAGUGGUACUCCACUAAUUUAGAAGAAGUUUAUGUAGCUUGGAAAAAUAGUCUAGUAAUUUAUAAAAAAGCUCUUCAUAAUGCCAGGACAACAUACUAUUCAUCUUUAAUAGAGGAAAACAAGAACAACCCUAGGUUUCUCUUCAGCACUGUAGCCAGGCUGACAAAGAGUCAGAGCUCUGUUGAACCUUGUAUUCCUUUAGCUUUGAGCAGUAACGACUUCAUGAGCUUCUUUACAAAUAAAAUUAUUACGAUUAGAGAAAAAAUUAAUCUGGCCCUUCCUACAAAUGUCACAGAUGUAUCAUCGAGUACAAAUACUUUAGAAUUGGCUGUAAGACCAGAUGGAUAUUUAGAAUUUUUCACUCCCAUACAUCUCUUUGAACUAAUUUCAAUAGUUUCUACAUCCAAACCAUCGACAUGUCUUUUAGAUCCUAUCCCAUUGGCCUCCAGUACUACUGUGAGGAACCUCGGCGUUAUCUUUGACCAGGACAUGUCCUUUAACUCACACAUAAAACAAAUCUGUAGGACUUCCUUUUUCCACCUGAGAAAUAUUGUGAAAAUCAGGAACAUCCUGUCUCAGAGUGAUGCAGAAAAACUAGUCCAUGCAUUUGUUACUUCUAGGCUUGACUACGGUAAUUCCUUAUUAUCAGGUUGUCCCAAUAGCUCUCUAAAACAUCUAGAGCUGAUCCAAAACGCUGCAGCCAGAGUACUGACGGGAGUUAGCAAGAGAGAUCAUAGUUCUCCUAUAUUGGUUUCUCUUCAAUGGCUUCCUGUUAAAUCUAGAAUAGAAUUCAAAAUCCUUCUUCUGACAUAUAAAGCUCUUAACAACCAAUCUCUAUCAUAUCUUAAAGACCUGAUAGUACCAUAUUACCCUAGCAGAACUCUUCGCUCUCAGACUGCAGGCUUACUUGUUGUUCCUAGAAUCUCUAAAAGUAGAAUGGGAAGCAGAGCCUUCAGUUAUCAGGUGCCUCUCCUGUGGAACCAGCUCCCAGUUUGGGUUCGGGAGGCGGACACCCUCUCUACUUUUAAGACCAGGCUUAAAACCUUCCUUUUUGAUAAAGCUUAUAGUUAGGGCUGACUGGGGGACCCUGACGGGGUGAGCUGAUGUUUUCAUUUGCACAACUGACUUCCCCUCUUUACGUCCCUUUAGUUUGCCUCUAGUUAUGCUGCUAUAGGCCUAGGCUGCUGGGGAACCUCUCUGGAUGCACUGAGCCCUUCUCUAUCUACCUAUGUAUUUAAUAUAUAUACCAUUAUUGCAUUACACUAACUAUGUUUCUCCCUGUGUCCUUUCUCCGAGUGUCCCUGGUCCCAGAGCUGGAUGCUUCAGAUGUGUGGUUGUUCUCCCACCUCCAGCUGCCCAUUUCCACCGAUCUACUCUGCAUUGCCCUUACUGUAAAUGGGUCCCCCCAUAUUAGAGCCGGGUUCUGCUCAAGAUGUUCAGAGGGAGAUGAUGCCACAUCUGGUCCAGCUGAUGGAAGGUCUUGAAGUUCUCUGACUGGCCUCGACUGAAGAUGGUCGUCUCACUGGAUUUAAGGUUCAGAUGCUCAGUAACAAACUCCACCAAUGAGCCAACAGGGAAGCUUUAGGUUUAUUAAAUGUUGCUAUGAAGGUAUCGCUGUUUUUCUUUGUGAAUGCAAUGUGUUCCAACUGAAACUUGAAUUAGAACUUAGAAGUAAAUCCUUCCAUCUGAAAGGAUCUAGUUGCAUUAAUAACCUCAUAACAUUCUAAUUUUUAUUCCAGUCUUGGUUGGAAAUAGAAUCUCUGUAUUGAUUCAAGUAAAAACUGAACUUCACAGCAUGUUGGAGCAAAACAACCAGAUGAAAACUGUGAUGGUGUUGGAUUGUCAGACUGUAAUGUUGCAGCUCAAAGCAGCUUUUCUAUCUCAGUUUAUUCUGACAUUCAGCUAUGAAUCAACACAGCAGAUGGUGAUCCAUGCUGUGGAAGUCUCACAUCUCCUGAUUUAAUGGAGCUGCUUUGCACUUUUUACACUGUUUAUUCACCAACACUUUAUUUAAUAAAAGUCCCAUCUAGUUUUUAUGAGGAAUGUGAGGUUUUAAUUUCUCUGUGAAUAACUGCAGUCUAAUGCAACAGCUGAAAUUGUAACAUCUGUCCUGAUAUUGAUCAUGAAGUAUUGAUCAGAAUACUUAUGGUUAGCAGUCAUCCCUGAAGUUUUACAUUAAAAUCCUUACUUGUGUUGAUAACUUUGGCAAGAAGCAGAAACGUUAGCGUUGCCAUGGAUACAUGAGUGUUAAAUUCUGUCCAUGUUUCCAUUUUGGGAAAUGCACUCCAGUUCCAGAAUGUGGAGGAAUUUAGUCUCAAUCACAGACAACAAAUAUUAUCUGAAAGUUGGGUUAUUGUUGUUUAUCAGCACAAUACAAAAAGAUUAAUGUUAGAAAUAUUCCAGUUAAGACCCUAGAAUAUCUUGAUUUAUGUAAAUUUACCUCAAUAAUAUGAAUGUUCAGGUUAAGAUUGUACACUGAUAUUAUGUAAGUUUAGCUGAUUAAAGUUUAUUACUCUGCACUAAAAUAUUAUUUAAAUUGACAUCAUUAUUAUAAUAUUUAGGGUCAGACCCUACAGUAUUGAGAUUAAGAAAUCAAAUAUUCUAUAAAAUGUAAAUACACUGAACUCAUUUGGAGAUAUUUAAGUGAGACUCUACAAUAUUAUUUGCCACAAAUCUAUCUAAAUCAAAAUUUUAAUCAUUUUUACUCCAAACAUUUACUGGACUGAUUUAAAUAUUAAAAUCACUCCUUUCUAAUCCUCUGCUGUACAUUCAAACCUGAGGCCUGAAAUAGAACCACACAAGUAUCUGUUUGAAGGAACUUCUGUAGAGUCCUGGUUCCAGAACAUGAUGAUAGAAUUAUAGACAAACUUUAACAAAAGCUGCCUGAGAGUUUACAGGUUUUUGUGUUGGAUUUCUUCAGUAAUUUAAUGAGAGUUAUCAGCAAUAAUCAAGUGUUCAUUUGAUGAACUUCAUUUCCUAAAACAUCCAGAAUUGGAGCUCAUAUCUUUGGCAGCUGUAAAGUUUCUGCUCCUUCAAAGUUCACAACACAAUGAAUUAAUUCCUAAAACACUCUUAGUGCUGGUGAGCGUUUGUGAUGCUGAAGCAGUGAGCAGUUUUUCCGUUUCUUCUCUGGAGAUGCACAAUGAGGGACAUCUGCAGCAACUGAGAAAGAGUCUCACCACAUCCUGACAUGAGGAAAAAAACUUUAUUGAAGACUACAAUGAGAAAAAGUAUCCAGACAGCAUGCAUUCAAGGUGAGUUCUGAACAUUUGAUCUGGAACAGGAAUUCAAUAACGGCAGCAUGAGCUUCAUUUCAGUCUGUAGCUGCUGAAUUCAUGGAUGAAUCAUCUGGCACUAGAGAGGAAGACCAUCAAACAUCCACGUCAGCUGAUGGAGGUCCAAGAGUCUCACCGAACAACCAACCUACAGAGUGAAGACCUCGAAUCUGAUUGGACGGCCUCCUAUUCAACCACAUUUUCGGCUGUUAGAUUGUUCCAGAUAAGACAAAUACAAGAUUCUUCAGAGCCAUUCUACCACGAGCCUGACAGGAAGAACUCCAACAGCUACUGAAUGUUCCUGUGGUCCCCUCAACGCUACAGGAGGAGCCCUACGAGGACGAGCCGGUCCACCUGAUGGCGGCCAGUCGCUGCAGUUCAAAGCCAACACCGACUACGUGGACUUCUACUGGACCACACAGAGGCCUUCAAACCGGACCAACAAGUUCACCGACUCCCCGACUCGUGGGUCUGAGGACGCUGCCGAGUCUCGGUCCAGCCAGCCUCCUGUCUGUGGAUGUUUGAGUGCUGAGAGGUUUGUGGAUACCACAGAACUACAGCCUCUUCACAACCUGCUCAAACUCUUGGUACAGGACCUCACCACACGGGUCAAGAAGGUUUCCGUCUCAUUUCUACUCUGAAGCUCACCUUCUCCUGCUCAAACUGCUGACAAAUGUUUCUGCUGCUCUAAAGUCUGGUCUCCAGAACUUUCUAAAAACUCUCAAAGUCUCUUCUGCUGCAGGUUGCUUUGUAGAACUGUUGCAGAAAACCUCACUCAACCACAUGGAGGAGCCUCAAGAUAGUCGUCCAAAUGAAACCAUACAAAAACCAAACUAGCACAACCCAAACGCUAAAGUCUCCUGCAGCCUACCAGAGAACCUCUGAGAACAGAGAAUCAGGACAGGAACUCUUACCUUCUGGACAACCAACGUGGGUUCUCAAAAAAGAAUACAGAAUGUGUCUCACCAAAAACUUCUAAAGACUCACUACAGGCAAGAUAAUGACACAACUCAGCUGUACCAAAUCCACUAAUCACUGCACACAUUAGCACCAUGUGCUAACUGUGGCUAAAGAACCACAUUUACCAAGACAACUAUCCAGUACAAAGCCCUAAAACACACCAAGAAACACAUUAAAGUCUAUUUUACUGCUGGAAGCUGCAAGCCAACGCCUAAAGAACAAAAUAAAGCAACAGAGCCAAACCCAGUUAGUGGUGAAGAGAAACAGAGGAAAUGUUUGAGUGCAGCCACAUAAAGCAGGAAGACACUGAGCUGCUCAGGUGUUCCUGAUAACACCAAGCAGCCACCUGGACAGCCAAUAGGAACACAGCUUACUGGAAGUCCAGAGGGCUGGGUUAGUGAAGGAAAUUUAGUUUAAAGUUGAAGCAGAAAGUUAACAAAGAAAGUUGAAAACCACCUUCUGAUACCUGAAAUCUGAGUUUUCACACAAAGAACACCUGAACAUGUCAAACUGGUUCCAUAGUAGAACCAUCAUUGUAAAAACGUCAUAGUAUGGUGUGUUGCUCAAACAACAUUACGACCCAGCUGUCUGGGGUCACAGAGGAGCAACACAAAACCAGGACAAAUGCUGGUUUCCAGAGGGUUAGGUGGCUAUUUAUUUGAAAGAGUAAGUUUACAACAACACAACAUGUGAGCAGAAAAAUCACAAAGUCUGUCUUUAGUUCAGCUGAAAAUAUUACCUUUUGUCUUUUUUAUUGACCAAACAUUUCAGGAAGUAGAUGAAGAAUAAUUAAAGCUCUCAUGUAGAAGUCCAACUUAUUUUGGAUCCUUGUGGAGAGUUUAAUCUUAGAGUUUGUAAAGCUGUUGAGUUUUUAGAGUCACAUGGAUUGUUUUGACAUUUAAUAACCGAGUCCUGAAAUAAAAUUACAGUUGUGGAUUUCUGUCAUUUAGUCUUGACUAAACAAAUAACAGCAGCAUAAAUCUCAAACAUCAUUAUGAGGAGUCUGGAUUGAGGUUUCUCACUUGAUAAUGAUCAAAACAUGAAAUUUAGGUUGGUUUAAAGGAAUAUUUCACCUUAAAUCUUUGAAUGUUGACCUAAAAGGUUGGUUUCAGGAAGUAUUCCACCUACAAGGUCCUCAUACAUCCACCUUAAAGGAACAUUCCACCAAAAAUCCUUGGACAUGCACCUAAAAUGUUGGUUGGUAUUCCAUCCAAAAUCCUCAGAAACCUGAGGGGCUGCUUAAAAGGAAUAUUCCACCUAAAACCUCAAAUAUAGACCCGAAAGGGUGGUUUCGAAAAAACCCAUCAAUGUAGACCAAAAAAGUUAGUAUGGAGGAAUAUUCCACCUGAAAUGUAGACCUGAGAAGUUGGUUCAGAAGAAUAUACCAUCCUAAACAUCCUUAAAUGUAGACUAAAAGACGAUUUGGAAGAAAAUUCCACCUAAAAUCCUCCAAUGUAGACCUAAAAGGUGAGUUUAAUGGUAUAUUCCACCUAAAAUUCACUACUGUAGACCUUGGAGGUUGGUCUGAUGGUAUAUUCCAUCCAACAUCCUUGAACAUUAACUUAAAAAGUUCAUUCAAAGGAAUAUUCCACCUAAAAUCCUUCAAUGUAGACCAAAAAAUCUUGGUGUAAAGGAGUAUUGCACCUUAAAUGUAGACCUAAAGGAUGGUUUGGAGUAAUAUUCUACUCUAAAAUCUUCCAAUGUAGACCUAAAAGGUUGAUCUGAUGGUAUAUUCUACCCAACAUCCUGGAACAUUUACCUAAAAAGUUGGUUUAAUGGUAUAUUCCCAGAAGAACCCUUGAACAUUGGGCUUAAUGGUAUAUUCCACCCAAAAUACUUGUACAUAUACGAAGAAGUCGGUGUAAAGGAAAUGUAGACCUAAAAGGAUUGUUUAAAGGAAUAUUUAAACGAUUAUUUUCAUUAUUUAAUAAUCUGUUAUCAGUCAGAACCCUGGCAAACUUAUUUAUCUUUUUUUUUUUUUUUUUUUAGUGGAAGUCACAAAUAAAGGAGCUCU